AUGAUUUGCUCCCCUAUAUCCACAGCGGGACUCAUUCAAUGGGUGUCUGAACCAGCGUCAUCUUCUUCUACCAAUACUUUGCUGCACUCUCAAGCAGGUGGAUAUCGAAAGCUUUCUCACAAUGAAACGAAGCAUCUAUCAAACUUGGAUGAUCUAAUUCUACGAAAUGAGUUUAACACAAUGCUUUCAAAGCCUGAAAAAUUUGAUGCUUUAUCAGUCGCUCAUAUUAUUUGGAAAGUGAAACUUAAACUCUUUCAUCAUAGCCUGGAUACAACACUACUACAUGUUAUAGAGUCAUGCCCAGUUUGUUUAAAGCGAGGGUCUGAUGUAUUUACCAAACAAUACGAAGCGCUUGUGUUUUUGCAACAGCUCGCAGACAAAUUUCUGGCAAGUCAAUCAGAGCAGGAUCUGCGGCUAUUGGAAGGUGAUCUCAACAUACUAUACACAAAUUAUGUUUGGAUGUAUUAUCACUUGAAUAAUCUAGAGAAGGUAGUUGAGGCAUUCUCUAUGAUAAAAACUGAAAAGGAUGAACAAACCAUUGCAUAUUUUCUCAAUAGCUUUAUAGUGAAUUUUGAAUUUGAAACGUUUAAAAAAGCAUUUCAAAAUUUGGUUAUUGAGUCCGAUGCAAAUUUAUCAGCAGAUUUAUUUCAUUUCAUAGUUACGCGACUUUCAGAAAACAAAUGCCUUUUUGAAAUCAUAUUUCAUUGUUAUCAAGUGUGGACAAAUUCACCAAAAUGCGAAACACCAAAACCAGAGCUGGUUUGCAUCAUUCUCCGUAAGUUUUAUCAGUACGGAACUUUCAAUGAAAUCAAUAGUUUUCGGCGGAGUAUUCGCAAAAAGUAUGCAGGCAAUAAUUUGAUUCAAAGCAUCAUCCAUCAACACGAGAUUAUUAAUCGAGAGUAUUUAUCCUUCAAGAAAAACUUGACUGAAAAAGAUUACGAUAUCAUUGAGUCAUUAGUGCCAGAAAAUGCUGAAGAAAGGAAACAAGUUGGUUUGUCAUGGGCGAGUUUUAUGGCUCAUUACUCGAAUUUGGAUAACCUAAAUUACAUAAUAAGGGUUUUCAAAAAUGAUGAUGACAAGGGUCUUGCGCCAGAUCUUCUUGAGGUCUUGUUAAAAUACCAUCAAAACACAGAUCGGUUUGUUCCGCUUUUGCAUCUCAUUGAAAAUGUUUCAAAGACAAUCCCAUUUAAAGAGGAUUACCUCGCAACUAUUACUAGUUCAUUUGCAUAUUGUUAUUCACGAUUCCUUCCUGCUUUUGUGGACAGACUCAAUUCAUGGCUCGGAAACUCGAAUGCUUUUCAAAUUCAUAGAACCCUGUCACCGUUUUUUCCGUUUCAUUUGAAACAGGAGCUCAACCCGUUGCAAUAUAGGGGGUGGAGUCAAUUUGUUUAUUUUCCAGAUUUAUCACCGGAGCAGGAGCAGAAAAUACAAAGCGAAGUUAGAUUCAGAAUUGAUCGGGGCAUACCAGCAUUGCUUGACCAGGGUGUGCAGCCAGAUUUCAAACUAAUCUUGGAUGUGUUUAGAGUUGCUGAUCUUGAAGACCGAAUAUGUUUAAAGAAAGCUCUUCAGAGAACGCGACAGUAUAAUUGGAAACAUCAGAAAACUAUGGAGUUGAUUUCACUUAAACAUCCGUCAUUGACUCAGGAAUUGUUGCAAAGAUAUUUUAAAGCCAAUAAGGACCAACUCAAUGAUAGUCACAAGUUUAUGUUUAUUAGCUUACUCUUGAGAUAUGAACUCUACGAAGAAGCACAGUAUCUUCUGAACUCCAUUGACACUUUUCAUUUGAUUGACAAGAACAAGAUGUUGAAACUCAAUCAUGACUUGAGUAUAUGUCUUGGCAUGUCUGAUUUUGAGAAGAUGUUGUCCGUUUUGAGAAAUUUCGCACCAGAGGAGGUUUCUCUUAGUCCCUACUUGCUCCAAGAGUGUAUCAAAAUUGAAAAUCGAUUGAGCAUUAAACUCCGCAAAGGAUUAUCAAAAGAGCAAGUAAAGUCAACUUUUAAUGAUUCAAGUGAAAAACAGUUGGCCACAAGAUGUUUACUGGAAAUCAGAGAUCUAGUUGCAAAGAUUGAUAUGUUUUUAAAGAGGGACGAAGAAGAGGUGCCUGUGCUUAUUGAGCGUACAAUUGCGGCAUUAGAUCAGUGGAAGAAACAUAGUGCCAAUAUGACCGUAAAUACCAUGUAG
Lodderomyces elongisporus is the source of this 2181-nucleotide messenger RNA. RefSeq lists its product as uncharacterized. NCBI's taxonomy places the organism in Eukaryota, Fungi, Ascomycota, Pichiomycetes, Serinales, Debaryomycetaceae. Bases 1 to 2181 code for a protein of 726 amino acids. The transcript is spliced from 2 exons. The record is from RefSeq and is a predicted model, not a curated record.